Aphanomyces astaci is the source of this 1055-nucleotide messenger RNA. RefSeq lists its product as hypothetical. The transcript is spliced from 2 exons. Gene Ontology annotation, molecular function: DNA-binding transcription factor activity; sequence-specific DNA binding. Gene Ontology annotation, biological process: regulation of DNA-templated transcription. Bases 99 to 650 code for a protein of 183 amino acids. Lineage: Eukaryota; Oomycota; Saprolegniomycetes; Saprolegniales; Verrucalvaceae. The record is from RefSeq and is a predicted model, not a curated record.
CAUGGAUCGAAGGCACGCACCUCGUCGCACUCGUCUCCACAGCCCUAUGCAUUUGCAUUCUAACAAUUUCCCAGCUUGUGCAGCAGUUGCGAGGUGCCAUGCCGUCGAGUCCCCGUGCACUGCGGUUCCCAGAGACCCUCAUGCAGGUGCUGGCUGACCCCAACACAGCCGUCAUGUGGGUGGACAACGGCACGUCCAUCCAGUUCACGUGCGUGCAUCAGCUGAGUCAGGAGGUGCUGCCUCGAUACUUUCGGCACAAUCGAUGGACGAGCUUUCAGCGCCAGCUCAACAAUUACGGAUUCCUCAAGAAGCGUUUGGGCGGUAAUGCCACGACGUACACGUAUUGGCAUCCCCUCUUUGUCCGACACAAGCCUGAGCUGCUGCAUCUAAUCACGUCCAAACGGUCCCCGCAGUCGCCCGACGUCCCCUCGCCAAAGAAUUUGUCUCACGAUCCGCCGCUGAAGAAGUUGUCGCCUCGAAUGCUCCAUAUGAAUGCCAUCGACAACCCUGCGAUGCAUCGCGCUGUGCUCGAGUUUCACGGAGAUGUUGAAGCGUAUCCUUCGGAACCGGUACAUGAUUUGAGCAACCUGGUGUGGCUGGACGAUCUAUUGCAAAUUACGCCAUGUGAAGCCGCCGCGGUAACCUUGUAAAUCAAACACCAGAUAACUAACACCCUCACUUGCGAACGACCUGUGUGAUGCAGACCGGCGAUCAAACAGAAAAGGGACAGGUGGCUUUGAUUAAGUCGAAGCCCCAAACCCAUGCAAGAAACAACAAGUGCAGACUUGGCGAAGUGAGCAGCUGGUUGAGAUGCGGUGGGAAGGAACGAAGCCCGACGUGACACGUCGCAGUCACUGUCGAUAAGCCAAUCGCAUUCAUGGGUACAGGACACUACAGCACAGGUAGCCCAAUAAAAUGGCCGUGCCAAGAGCGUCCGUCAGCUUUGCAAAGACACGACAACAAGCCACGACAUAUUCAUUUAUAGAGGUUUGAAGGGGACGGAGCGCGGGCGCCCCGGUUUCGUCCACGGAUCAAUACUCGCCAUAAUAAAAUUC